Molecule: messenger RNA, 1876 nt
Organism: Pseudomyrmex gracilis
Lineage: Eukaryota; Metazoa; Arthropoda; Insecta; Hymenoptera; Formicidae
Gene: Hrb87F
Product: heterogeneous nuclear ribonucleoprotein A1, A2/B1 homolog
Exons: 7
Coding region: 202-1356 (384 amino acids)
Molecular function (GO): RNA binding
Source: RefSeq, a predicted model, not a curated record
UUGACGGGGUUCACAAAAGUGUUUACAGGGAAUCGGGGAAUUGGCUGGGAAUCGAUUGUCAGUCCUUCGCAUUGUGGUUCGUCAAAAGCAACGUUCUCAUAGCAAAAGUUUUUUUUAGCAUUUUCUCAGAGCGUCCCUCCUCUCCAAAAUUUUGUUCCCGUUUUAUCAUUAGGAUCUGCGACUCUCUCCAGGUCUUUCAAAAUGGUGAAAAUGGAGCACGAUGAUGGCAAAAAUGAACCUGAACAUGUUAGAAAGCUGUUCAUAGGCGGCUUGGAUUAUAGGACCACAGAUGAUUCUCUUAAAAAGCAUUUCGAACAAUGGGGAGAAAUUGUAGACGUUGUUGUUAUGAAAGAUCCCAAGACAAAGCGAUCUCGAGGAUUUGGCUUUAUCACAUAUUCACGAGCUCACAUGGUAGAUGACGCUCAGAAUGCAAGACCUCACAGAGUAGAUGGCAGAGUAGUUGAACCAAAGAGAGCUGUACCCAGACAAGAAAUCGGUCGUCCAGAAGCUGGCGCCACAGUGAAAAAACUUUUCGUAGGUGGCUUGAAGGACGAUCAUGAGGAAGAAGAUCUUAGACAAUAUUUUCAGAGUUAUGGCAGCAUUAAUUCAAUUAGCAUAGUAACCGACAAAGAGACCGGGAAGAAGCGUGGGUUUGGGUUUGUCGAAUUCGAUGACUACGAUCCUGUUGAUAAAAUCUGUCUCCAGCGUAAUCACCAGAUUCGCGGCAAGCAUGUUGAUGUGAAGAAAGCUUUGAGUCGAGCAGAGAUGGCGUCAGCAUCCGGAGGUGGCGGUGGCGGCGGCGGCGGCAACCGCGGUGGACAAGGAGUAGGCAGGGGACCACGCGGCGGCAAUCAAGGCGGCGGUAACUGGGGUGGACGUGGUAGUGGCGGCGGCGGCGGUGAUUGGAAUAAUAGCGGCAAUCAAGGUGGCUAUGGCGGGGGUAAUCAAGGAGGUUGGGGAGGUAACGGACCGUGGGAGAACCAGAAUCAAGGACCUUCUUCUCACAAAGGAGGAGGUUGGAAUCAAGGUGGACAGGGUGGUUACAACAGCGGCGGUAACUGGAGCAACGACAACUUCGGUGGUGGUUAUCAGCAAGGUUACGGAGGUGGUCCAGUGCGCAACAACUUUAACUCUGGUGGCAGACCAGCACCCUACGGUAUUAAUUCAGGUCCUAGUGGCCGACAGUCCGGAGACUCGAGAUGGCUACCUCCAUUCGGUGGACAAGGUCCCAUGGGUGGUGGCAAUUCAGGUGGCGGCGGCGGAUACGGAAACCAAGGCGGUUACGGCGGCAAUUCUCUAGGAGGUGGAAACAUGGGUGGCGGCGGUGGUGGCGGAGGCAGCGGUAGAAGAUAUUAGGCUGUGCAAACACAGUUAAUUUCGCUCUCACUGAGCGCGAGGUCACUGCCGUCAUCCUUCCGACUAAGGUCGCCGACUGAGGUAAGUUCAAGUAAUAAGUUAUUAUUCACAUACGCUAACGCAUAUUUCCUGGGUCGCACUUCGUUUCGAGGUCGAAUAUUUUUUAAAGAUUUAUACAUAGAUUUUAGAAAUUUUAAGAAAAUUACAAAUAUUUUUCUAAGAGAAAUAUUUCAGAUAUCGAAAAAAGUAAAAAUUGAAGAAAGUUUUUAGAAUAUAAAAUAGGUAAAACAGAGACAUUAGAUUGUUUGAAGUUUGAAAUGCAGUUAAAAACAUUUUGAAAAAGUAGUCUACAAAUUUCCUAAUAAAUCAAAUAAGAAACUUUGGUUAAAAAACCAGGAAUGUGUUAGUUUACUCAAAAACAAUUUUGAAAAAGAUCAAGCUGUAAAAAUUAGAAAUUUGUUCAAGAUCUUGAAAUCUAUCGAGCUGUGUAUCUUUGGCUGUGCGUGUAAACUGAUCUUAU